Guyanagaster necrorhizus is the source of this 1239-nucleotide messenger RNA. RefSeq lists its product as uncharacterized. Bases 1 to 1239 code for a protein of 412 amino acids. The transcript is spliced from 9 exons. The record is from RefSeq and is a predicted model, not a curated record. Lineage: Eukaryota; Fungi; Basidiomycota; Agaricomycetes; Agaricales; Physalacriaceae.
AUGUUAUCCUUUCAUAAUCUGUAUUUCUAUCUAUGCCAAUCCCUUGAUAGACGCUCGCAAAAGGAAAGCAACAAAGUCAUUCUCCAACUGACCGGCAACAAAGUAUUCAGGAUCAGCGUCAUCCGCAGUGCCGCUGUCGCAAUACUCGACUCCUUCCAAGCCCUAAAUGUUCGUUGGACUAUCUACGGUGAUCUAGCAUGGUAUCUUCUCUGUGGUUCAGCAACCGGUGGCUCCGUGGUGGCAACUGGACAUUCACGUCGUGGGCGAUUCAUCGACCCUCGCUUAUGCCACCCAGCGCCUAGCAAGCAGAUCACCGAUUCUCCUUCGCCAUGCAGGUCACCGACAGCAAACGUCGAUAUCCUCAUCUUGUCUUCGGCGGGCUCGGAAGUCGUCAAGCGCAGCCUGGUCAACCAGGAUCCCCUCCAUUUUUACCUCAGAAAGGCUAAGGCAUCGGGAGCCACUUACCAAGUCUCAUGGUAUCAGCACCGUCAAUAUAUCGGAGAAGGGGUUCCCCUUGAGGUGCUUCUCCUGCACAAGCUCCAGGGAUGGCAUGAUCAUAUGACGCCACCCAAGCUACACAAGCAAAGAAAGCAGACUGUCGAUGUAGCAGACGUUCAGUGUACCCUCAAGAUUGUGCUCCGGAGCUUGACGGGUUCUCAUAGAUCGUGGGCCUGGGCGGCGCUGAGUUUCUUUAAGGAGUUGUUCCAGCGCCUUACGACGAAUAGGGUGAAGCUUUUCUGUUUCACCUUUGUGGAUUCACGUAGGGAUGAUUGGGAUGAGCUGGGAUUUGAGCUGUGCGAGCUCCGUUCUAUAUCUUUUGUCUACACGCAGCACCUCGUCUUCGGCGCGGAGCCGCGGCCUCCACGAGCUGGGGGGCUCACUAUCGAAUUUGAUAUGCCGCAAGAGAAAUAUGGGAGUAAGAUUGUCGUGUUGACACCACUGGUCACUGCUACGGGAACCCACGAAGAAGACCCUCUCAAAGUCAACUAUCACCACCUGAACAUCCUCCACGUCGACUUCAUGGCGGGCCAGGCAGCGCUUGGUGGAGCAAACAGGUCGUGGAGCCAAAUCGCCAUGGAGAACACAAAGGUUUAUAAAUUCCAUAGCCAAUCGGAAGAUGGUGGAACAUAUAGCAUCCCGGUGCUCCUCGCCCAGAUCAUCAGCAACGAUCUUUUCCCUUUCGUCUGCCUUCUCGCAGAGAUAACGCAGGUCCUUCCCAGUGACAUGCUCCAAUAUUGA